UAUAUAUUUUAAUACUAUACACAAUACUAUGCACAAUAAGAAAUAAUCAUGAUCGUUGCGUUUUACAUUAUACAUACUUAUAAAUAUAUCAAAAGUUUAUUGCUUUGAGAGUAGGAGAGAAGGUAGAUGUAGGAUAGAUAACAGAUACAGAUAUGAAGAUGGCAUAGGAUAUUAAUAAUCAUAAAAAUUAUACAGUCAACUCUCCACAACUCGAUGUUCUAUAACUCGAUAUUUUCUAUAACUCGAUGGAUUUUUCGGUCCCUUCAUUUCUUCAUAUAUCACACUCUCCAUAAGUCGAUAUUCCUAUAAGUCGAUGCCUCCUUUGGUCGAUGGCACUCGCGGUGUUAUUUUGUUUCCAUGACUCGAUGUGCGGUUGACAUGUUCUUCCUGUGAUAUGGAAAAAAAUCAUUUUCCAUCCAGAAGUUGUCGGAAGCGGCUCGCUAGCAAUGGAAGUUUUUGAGAAAAGGAAGUUGAAUACGUUAACUCUUGCCCAGAGGGUGGAAAUCAAAAACCGAGCUGAGCAAGGAAUGAAGGUCACGGAAAUCAGCAAGACGUACAAGAUUCCGCAAAGUACAGUUUCAACGAUUAUUCGAAAAAAGGACAAAUGGAUGAACAAAGCAGAAUUGCAAGGAAAUCCUUUGUCGAAACGGGACAAGCCGUUGCUGAAUGAAAAGUUGGAGCAAUCAGUGGUAAUCUUCGUCCGUCAAGCUAGAGAGAAUCGCAUCCCGUUAUCUGGCUCUAUAAUUCGCGAGAAAGCAUGCCAGUUCGCAAAAGCAUUAGGAGUACAGAAAUUCAAGGGCAGCAGCGGUUGGUUGGUGAAGUUUUUGAAGCGCCAAAAAAUAUCAUUCAAGAAAUUAUGUGGAGAAAGCGCCAGUGUGGAUACCGUUAUGACUGACGACUGGAAGGUGAAUAUGUUACCAAAGAUCAUUGAGGACUAUGACCCACGGGACAUAUUUAAUGCGGACGAAACCGGCUUGUUUUAUAAGUGCCUCCCUGAUAAAACUUUUGCUCUGCAAGACGAAUCAUGCCACGGAGGAAAGUAUAGCAAGCAGAGACUAACAGUUAUGUGCGCAACAAACAUGGACGGAAGCGAAAAGCUGCCCUUGUUUGUCAUCGGGAAGAGCAUGAAACCACGCUGCUUCAAGAACGUGAGAUCCCUGCCAGUAGUGUACAGAGGUAUUUUUGUUUUGUCACGAUAAUUUAACAGUUGCUAAUUCUACACUUUGUAGGUAAUAAAAAGGCCUGGAUGACGUCGUUGCUGUUUGAGGAGUGGGUAAAGGAGCUCGACAAGCAAUUCUAUGCAGAAAAUCGGAAAAUCCUUCUUUUCAUCGAUAAUUGUACAGCUCACCCUAAGUCAGUUCAAGACAAAUUGAAAGCAAUUCAGCUCUGUUACUUCCCCCCAAAUGCAACAUCAGUACUGCAGCCGUUGGACCUUGGAAUUAUUAAAACGUUGAAGCACUAUUAUAGAUACGCACUUGUUAAACAACGGAUAGAGAAUAUGGAAAAUGGAGAGACGAUGAAAGAGGUAACUGUAUUGGACGCUAUAAAUCUUCUAGCAAAGGUGUGGUCUGUCAAGGUUUCGGCACAAACGAUCGAACAUUGCUUCCGAAAGGCGGGAUUUGAAUUACUUGGAGACGACGACAUCCCUCUUGCCGAACUCAUGCGUCGCGAAAUUAUUCAAAAUCAACAGGCCGCUUUGCUAGCGGAAAACGAUGUUUUCCCGGUAGAUCCUGAAGUAUCGUUUACGGAAUACUGCGACGUGGACGCAAAAAUAAUUUGUUGUGAACUUAUGACAGACGAAGAUAUAAUCGAAUGCGUAAACUCUAUUGAUGAGGAACCAGAUGAGGAUGUCGAAAUGAUGCACAUUGCUGAAGCAGAAUGCGAACCCGUUCAGAUUACAGCAAACACAGUUGAUUGGAGCCUAAAAUCAUUGCGGAACAUUCUUGAUUCGACAGACGGGGUGUAUCCGGAGCUUUUUAACAACUUCUAUAAAAUUGAAAACUUUUUGAGAGACAAAUAUGCAUCAGAUUCAAGUUUUAGAUUUACAAGUAACGGCAUCGAUAAGUAAUUGGAUUUUUCACUAGAAAUAAGCCCACGUAGAAUUAAUAAAUGUAUUGAAAUAGUAAUAAUAAUUGGUUUUUGAUACGUCUUGCUGACCGACAAAACAGGUGAAAUAUCAUUUCACAUUUCAAUAUCCAAAUUUAUCAUUGUGGAAGCUAUUUCUGCAUAAUUUAAAUAAUGUAUAUGCUAGAAAUGUAAAAAAACAACUUAAAUGUAAGAUUUUGGUAUAAAUUGAAACAAAAAAUAGUAUGAUGCCAACUACGCCUACAUUAUCCUCAUAUUCUAUAACUCGAUAAUUCUAUAAGUCGAUGGUCCCUUGGAUAUCGAGUUGUGGAGAGUUGACUGUAUUUGUUAAAUGUGAUGGCACGUUUUGCAUCAGUGUACACUUCGAUAGGAGGAUUCUGAAAACACCAUGUUGAAUCUGAGGAUGCGUAGAGAGCUGGAGAGCAAGAAAGAAGAGAGGUCGGAGAAGAGAAAGGAAAAUAAAAAAAGAAAGAAAAGAUGAUAGUGAUGGAUAGAUUUCGGCUUGGA
Aedes albopictus (Asian tiger mosquito) is the source of this 2592-nucleotide messenger RNA. Its product is annotated as tigger transposable element-derived protein 6-like. Lineage: Eukaryota; Metazoa; Arthropoda; Insecta; Diptera; Culicidae. Gene Ontology annotation, cellular component: nucleus. Bases 1247 to 2068 code for a protein of 273 amino acids. The record is from RefSeq and is a predicted model, not a curated record. The transcript is spliced from 2 exons. Gene Ontology annotation, molecular function: DNA binding.